GGUGUAGUUUUCUUUUAACUGUUGGCAUUUUCAAAGGGAUAUUACAGUGAAAAAAAAAUAGUUUUGAAAGCCAUAAAUGGUUCCUUUAACUGUUUGCAUUGCAUUGUCAAGCUGUACAAAUACAAAGCAGAAAGUGUUCCAACAGUACAGAUUCAGUGCAAAAUGCAGCGCGAAUUCAGGGUGUCCCAGCAGUAAAUGCACACAGUUCCAGAAGUGCAAUUGUGAAGACUCAGUGUCCAAACAGCAAAGAAUCGGAGUGCCACAGUGUCUGAGCAGAGUUCUUCAUAUGGUUGAAGUAUAGUGGGGAUAAAAUCAUGUGUUUAGACUGGGCAUGCAUCUUAUGCAAAUAUAAGGAACUGGAUGGUGAAAAAUACACGGCAGAAAUGUUUUAGUCUGUUAAUAAACCAAAGCAUGGGGGUAAAGUUCAUUAUUUAGCAAACCAAACAUUGGGUCAAAGUUACACAGGAGUUGCUAAAGAUAGAAAAGGUGAAUGUCCAAAUAGUGCAGAGGGUGGCUGUGAUGCCGGUGUUGUAAGUCAGUUGCCAAGGUUGUGGCUGGAUACUCAGUCUCCAGGUGCUUGCAAUGUGUUUCUACGAUCGACUACAUGUAAGGGUUAAUCACAUGCUAAUUUCCAUUCUUGGAUAUUUGGUUAGGACUCCAUAAAACCAGAUAAUGUGGCAGUGUGCUUCUCUGUGGAAGAGUUAGAGUCUUUUGAAGAAAGGCAAAAGGAAUCUUGCAAGAAUGUAAUGAGGGAAAUUCAUCAGACCCCCACCGUAGUGGGUUACAUCUAUGUGAAGCCUGAAACUGUAUCCCUUAUUCGCAGAGGAGAAGAGCUGUGCGUGAGUAGUAAUUUGUACUCAAGAAAACAAGAACUAUGUACAAGUCCUCCAUCAGGUGGAUGUGGAAGUAAAUCAGACAGUAAUGGGGGUCUGUUACACUCUCAGAUCAAAAGGCCCCAUAGUGCAUCCCAAGUUAAAAGCAUUAAAGGAGACUCCCCACAAAGUUUGCCUCAAGAGCCCACACUGAGUAUAAGAGGAAUCCUAGCUAGGAAACCACGUAUUAUUAUCCCAACUGCAAAUCCCGUUAAAGAACACAUGAUCCCCAAAAGGAACGUACAAGUAAUGGAGGAAAAGAGCAGUGAAAUAGCUACUGGUACUCAAAAGACACACAUAAGAAGGAGAUAUUUUAAAAGGGCUAAAAGUACAAGUGUGGACCAAGUACGAGAUGAAACUGUCUCCUAUACUGAACAUAAAGCAAACAAGAGACCAGAGGCUAACCGCGCAAAAAUUCCUAAGCCCCCUAAAGUGUAUUCGUGUUCUGAUUGUGGGAAAACAUUCACUCAGAAUGCAAGCCUCAUUAUUCAUCAUAGAACCCACACAGGCGAAAGACCCCAUGCCUGUAAGAUAUGCGGCAAAAGUUUCAUUAGCAGCGCCUACCUCAUAAUGCAUCAGAGAAUCCACACAGGGGAACGUCCAUAUGUAUGCAAGGAAUGUGGUAAAAGCUUUAUAAACAGUUCAAAUCUUAUUAUCCACAGAAGAGUUCACACAGGAGAAAGGCCCUAUAUAUGUAGUGAAUGUGGGAAAAGUUUUCGGCACAGCUCAGAUCUUGUUAGGCACCAAAAAGUCCAUACCGGAGAAAGGCCAUACUCGUGUGAGGAGUGCGGGAAGUGCUUUUUCCGUAGUUCUCAUCUGGUUAGACACAAGAGGAUUCAUACAAAAGCCUAGAAAUGUGUUUAUAUGGAGAUUUGUCAUGUACAUAGUAAAGCUAAUAAUUUCUUUCUCCCUUCUCAAAAGUUUAAUUUUGUGUAGGAAUUUUUUUUUUUGUUAUGUGAACAUUUUCAGUUGGGUACAAAGUAUUAACCUUCCUAAGGGUUAGGUUGGCUACACAGUAAAUUGCUGGCUGGCCAUAUUUUCCUGCGUGGGGUUUCUGAGAGAUCUGAAUCAGUUGUUUAAGAUGUCAUCUCUCUUAUUUGAAAUCCUAUUGGCUGGCGAUCUCCAUUAGCAUGUGUGGUUAAUGUUUGGUCAUCUGUCAGCCAGUAGUAGCAUGUGCAGAAAUUCUCACGCAGUCCAGUCAUUUGUGGCAGUUUGGCCAUUGUGUGUGUGACCAAAUGAUAUAUGCUUAGAUCUAUCCAGAAUUGCCCAGGAUGUUCCCACUGUCAGAAUGCUCUUUUUAGUAAAUGCAGUACUUAUGUAAACAUGAAGCUCAACUGAUAUAUUGCACUGACAGAAUGGUUAUGCAUUUUGACACUUGAGAGGGAGGCUAGGAGGUUAGAAUAAAUCUUAUAUUUUUUUUCCUUUAACAUUAUAAAUGUAACUUAUUGUUUAUGCAUUGCUGCAUAUUUGCAGUUGUACGCGGUGGAAGCUGCCACUUUGCCUGCAUUCGUUGUGGCAUCCUCUGCAGACUUCUAGUAGCACAGCACCACCAAGUGGUCAUAAAUAAAUGUUGUUUAGGCCAGUUCCUUAUAGUGAUAAAGGAGCUUUGAUCUAUUUGUAUAAAUCAAAUGUGCAGAGAUGGAAUGUGCACACAAACCAAGGGCCUCAGUUUUUACUAAUUUUUUUUAAGGGAGAACUUCAACUGAAGUUCAAAAUGUGUUGUGAAUAUCUUAUUAACUUUUACUCUCAGUGACCAUAUGUAUAUAACCAAUGAAUCGUCAAUAGAUAACCAUAACAUUUUCUGUAUUUUGUGUUUGCUGCAAUGUACAGUAGGAAUAUUGCUUGCAUGCAAUGUAUCAUGCACAGAUUUACAGGUUGCAGGUGUCGGUGUGAGAGGUAGCACACAACUUAAAGGACAAUGAAAGGUUAAUAUAAAUUAAAAGUAA
Molecule: messenger RNA, 2818 nt
Organism: Xenopus tropicalis (tropical clawed frog)
Lineage: Eukaryota; Metazoa; Chordata; Amphibia; Anura; Pipidae
Gene: zkscan8
Product: zinc finger with KRAB and SCAN domains 8
Exons: 4
Coding region: 747-1724 (325 amino acids)
Source: RefSeq, a predicted model, not a curated record